GACUUACAGUAAGUAUAUAAAAAUAUGGGCUUCUUCACUCUGGCCGAGUGGCUGAAAGGAAUGUCAGACUUACAAUGUGAUAAUGUGGAGAAGCUCCAACAGAAAUUAGACUACCUGAGAGGACUACUGGAGGACCACGUAGUAUUCAAAACUAUAUACAGAUAUGCAUUUGAUUUUGCAAGGGAUAAAGACCAACGCAGUAUUGACAUAGAGACAGCUAAGGCCAUGCUGGGGCUACUGCUGGGUAAAAAGUGGCCCAUGUUUGGCAUGUUUAAUCAGUUCCUUGAGCAAUCCAAAUAUAAAGUAAUGAACAAAGACCAGUGGUGCAAUGUCCUGGAGUUCAGCAGAACAAUCAAACCAGACCUGUCCAAUUAUGAUGAAGAUGGUGCUUGGCCAGUUUUAUUAGAUGAAUUUGUGGAAUGGACAAGGGAGCAGCAGCAGCAGUCGAUGGGAUAAAUUAUGAUAAAAUCUUCACAAAGACAAAAAUUAUGGAUGCUGUUUAUAAACACAAUAGCUGCUUUAUGAUCCCGUAGCAACAGUAACCCUGUUAUUUUUGUUUGUUUUUUGUGUUGCUCCAAGGAUGGUGAUUGGAGAGAAUUUUUCUCUCGUGAAUACCUCCAAAGGAGCAUUAUUAUUUGUUGAUAUGUGUAUUUUUCACGUGAAGACAGUGGGGAAGAACUCAAAUUGACUAUUUUCUUUUUUCCUUCUGCUUCAAAACUGCUGGUGUUUGUUUACUUUCUAACUGUUGUCAGGUUUGUGUACUCUUUCUAUAAAUAUCAAAGUAUUCAUGCUUGAAAUCCAAAUGGGAGCAUAGCCACAGAACCCUCGCCGUGCCUAUAACAGGGAUUUAGAUCUGAAGAUUAUAGAACAUAUUCAGCGGGUGAGAUAAACAGUAGCUCUUGACAGAACUGUUUUAAGCCUGUGUGGUUAAUAAGGAAUGGGUUUUUUAUACUGCAACAUUUGCAGGAAUGAGCUGCAA
Molecule: messenger RNA, 979 nt
Organism: Lingula anatina
Lineage: Eukaryota; Metazoa; Brachiopoda; Lingulata; Lingulida; Lingulidae
Product: DCN1-like protein 4
Biological process (GO): protein neddylation
Cellular component (GO): ubiquitin ligase complex
Molecular function (GO): cullin family protein binding; ubiquitin-like protein binding; ubiquitin conjugating enzyme binding
Source: RefSeq, a predicted model, not a curated record